UCCAAUACGUUGCACAGCACAACAAUGUGCAAGCCAGGAAGUCAUUGCAGAAAGUUGGAUCCUCAUGCAUAUCUUUCCCAAGUCAAAAGUUAGCUGGUACAUGUUCACUAGGACUUCCCUUUAGUUAUGGAGUCAACAAAAAUGCAUGAAUGUACAAGCAAGAAACCUAAGAACGGCCUAACAUAGAAUAAGAUAAAAACACAGGUAAACAUUACCACAUCAGCGGUUGCUACCACCCGGUCGCUAGCGGCUAGUCGCUGCGAUCACAACCCCUGUGAAAAUGGAGUGUUUUUAAGGAAUUGAAAUAAAGUAUAGAAAUACUUUUUGCAUACCUUAUAAAAACAUUUAUACCACUAAAACUCCACUUUCAGUUGAAUUUUACCAGAAACACACAAGAAGUGGGUGCAGAAUCAACAAAAGAGGGAGCACUAUAUAAAGAAAAACCCUCUGGCUUAUUCAUCAUUGUAUAAUCUGCCUAUCCAGGAGACAACCAUGAAUGUUUCAAGCAUCAAAUGGUUACUAGUCUUUUCUCUGGUUUUCAUCAGUACAAUAAUACAAGCACAUUCCAAAUCUCUGAUAAAAGUGAAACCAGUACAUGCAGAGACCAGGACAUGCUUCAGUCGCAGAAGUCCGUGCUUCCUGAAGAGGAUAACCUGCCCAACACAGUGCCCAACAUCACACCCAAAAGAUCCCAAAGCUAAAGUUUGCUAUAUAGACUGCUAUUCACCAAUAUGCAAGGCUGAAUGCAGAAAUCGCAAACCAAAUUGCAGCGGCCGAGGAGCAGCAUGUUUAGACCCUCGUUUCAUUGGUGGAGAUGGAAUUGUUUUCUACUUCCAUGGCAAGAGCAAUGAGCAGUUUAGUUUAGUAUCCGAUCUCAAGCUCCAAAUCAAUGCCCAUUUCAUUGGGCUCCGACCUUCAGGCAGAGAUCGAGAUUUCACUUGGAUACAGGCCCUUGGGAUCUUGUUCGACUCUCACACUCUCUCUCUUGAAGCCACCCCAGCCGCAACGUGGGAUGAAGAAAUUGACCACUUGAAGUUUUCUUAUGAUGGAAGGGAGUUAGAUGUACCUAAAGGGUACUCAUCAACCUGGGUAUCAUCAAGUGAAAACCUGAAAAUAGAGAGAACAGGAAGCAAAAACAGUGUUAUUGUGACUCUACACGAAAUGGCUGAGAUAUCAGUCAAUGUGGUGCCAAUCACAAAGGAAGACGACAAGAUACAUAACUAUCAAAUACCUCCAGAUGACUGUUUUGCUCACUUGGAAGUGCAGUUCCGAUUCUUCGAACUUUCACCAGAAGUUGAAGGUGUGCUUGGACGUACAUACCAGCCAGAUUUUAAGAACCCAGCAAAGCCAGGGGUUGCAAUGCCCGUAGUUGGCGGAGAAGACAGAUACAGAACAUCAUCAAUUUUAUCAGCAGACUGCAAAUCCUGCCUGUUCUCUCCCGUUGGAGUAGUACAGCAGGAUCUCACUUUUAUGAAGGACUUGGGCGUUUUAGACUGCAUGGGCAGCACAGACAUUGGACAAGGCAUAGUUUGCAGGAGAUGAGAAAUAGAGUAAUUUGUCAUGAACAGAAUUCGUGGACCAUAAUUCUUUCUUUGUCUUAUAUGUUGUCUCUUUCAUAAUUUUUCUUAUCCUAAAAGAAUAAUAUGAAAAAACUACACCUAUUACUUUCAAGAAUAAUAAAGGAGAAUACAGAAAAAGUGUGCCUGCUAUCAACCAAUUUAGCGUAGAUAAACUUAGUGGAAAAGAGAUAACCUUCCUACCUCAAGGUUGGGGGUUCAAUCCCUACUAGAAACAAUUAGAAGACGGGAUCCCCUUAUCCUUCCCCCAACUCCCAAAGUGUUUAGCCCGCUAACCAGAACGAGGUUGACCUAUCCUGAUCGGGCCCUUCAUCUCACCUACUAAAAAAAAUUGCGUAGAUAACCUUCCAUCCUGUAUUCGGUUUCAGACAUCAACAGAAGUGACGGGACAAGAAGCAAAUAAAUCAAUGCAAUUUUAUACAGAUACCAAUAUCCAAGAUCAUUAACUGCUGAUAAUUGCAGAAGCUAUUAUUUAUUUUCUGCAUUUUAGAACAAGUGUUUGGUGAAUCCAUUACAUAUAUGAAUAUCUGUAAGAAGUGUAAUACAAAAUGGAAAGCAAAAUUCAGAACAUAUAAGAACAAAGAGAAAGCAAUAGGCUUCCUAUAGGUAUCUUGGAGACAGUAUUCGAUGUGCUUCAUCAUAUUCUUUCCUUCACUAUAUUACAAAUUGAAAUAGGUAAAACCGUAAAAGAUGAAGCCAACAAAGAACAAUCAAAUUGAACUUAACCUUCUUAUAUUAUCUCUGGAUGGGGCAACCAAAUGUCCUAGAGUAUCAUCAAAUAGCAAUCAUUCUUUUCAUCUUCCACGUGGAUUUACUAACUGAGAAAAGACGGCACUUGUUGCAGCAUCCUCCGCAUCAUCAUCAUUAGCAGGGUGACCUCCAUUUAUCAUGCUAACACUAUUGUCAAAUUGCUCAAGUGUUGUCAAUGGUAAACCUUGAAUAUGAUUCGUGCUGUUAUCUUCAGGUUCAGCAAGAGCAGAUGACAUCUCCUCUAGCUGAAGAGCAUAUUCGAGAUUCCACAAGACGUCUCCCAUGGAUGGCCUAUCAGCUCCAUAUUCUGCCAAGCACUUCUCUGCUGUGUCCCCAAACUUUUUCAGUGAAGCGGAAUUCACCUUCCCCACAAGAUUUGAGUCCAUAAUCUGAUCGAGCAUGCCCUUCUUUUGCCAGGUCAUUGCCCAUUCUGCAAUAUUGACUUGCUCCCUGGGGAGCACAGGGUUCAAAGCAGGUCUAGUGCAGAGAACUUCCAUCAAAACCACUCCAAAUGAAUACACAUCUGACUUCUCAGUCAAUUGUUGCCUUCUAAAGUACUCCGGAUCAA
This is a messenger RNA of Beta vulgaris subsp. vulgaris (sugar beet), 2895 nucleotides long. RefSeq lists its product as uncharacterized. The transcript has 2 exons. Lineage: Eukaryota; Viridiplantae; Streptophyta; Magnoliopsida; Caryophyllales; Amaranthaceae. Bases 493 to 1542 code for a protein of 349 amino acids. The record is from RefSeq and is a predicted model, not a curated record.